Exophiala mesophila is the source of this 2212-nucleotide messenger RNA. RefSeq lists its product as uncharacterized. The transcript is spliced from 2 exons. Lineage: Eukaryota; Fungi; Ascomycota; Eurotiomycetes; Chaetothyriales; Herpotrichiellaceae. The record is from RefSeq and is a predicted model, not a curated record. The coding region runs from base 621 to 2159 and encodes 512 amino acids.
AAGCUCACCGUUGUCCGCCUCCCGCCUCUUCAUUCUUGAUAGAAGCACAGCACCGGCCUUUACACCUCCAGUACCUCAACAUCAUGGUCAACACCACAUCUAGCAGCUGAAGCCGACGGAUACGGAACCAGGUCAGACGCCGCCAGUUAACACGAGUCAUGCAUGCGCCGAAGUCCUUGUCCAGAUAGCUCUACAAGAACCAAGCUCUUUGGAUCUUUGGCGCUCUCGCUUCGGCAGCUGCCACACUUUGAUUGGCUCUACAUUUUUGGGCGUAAAACAAACGGAUCAAGUAGGCUGACAAAGCUUGCGUUGAAUAUACCUGAAGACAGUCGGUAGAUCUCAUGGGAUCUGGCUGUGAUGGGACUACGAUGAUGAGCCACUGCAAUCAAACGCUCUAACGUCUAGGACGAACUAUCUGAUCCCGCGUUACUAGCUCCCUGUGUCUUUGCAGCCAGGGGUAAGGUUGAAACCGAUCCAUCAUCAGCACCCGACAUAAAACCAAUUCUACCGCCAGAGACUGCUUGAACGACUUUAUUAACCAGCUGAUACAACACAACCAGAGCAGAGCACCAAAGGCAAGAGGAAUGCAACACCAGCAAAAUCAACUGCUAUAAAGCGACAUGGAGUUUUCCGAUUAUCGCUUCGUUAUCCUGACUCCAUCUAAAAAGCCCCGUAGUCAAAGGGCUAUCGAGCUCGAAAGAUCUUCGCUCCGGUCACAUGCUGCCAGAGUGACAUUUCGGAGGGCACGUUUGCAGAGACAAGUCUUGUACUCAAGUCAACAGCUGCACCCGGAAUGCGGACAGUUAUCUCUCGACAGGGAGCUCACGCGUGGAGCCGAAUCAACAUGUCGGCAGGAACUUGCCAACAUGAUUCCGGUGCGUACGCAACCACAGAGACACCAAGCAGACGAAGAGCCAUCGCGUACGCCGACUGUACUCCCCAUUCCCAUCAGCACCAGCAUGUUAGACCCAUUUCUUCACCCUGCCAUUGAGCUCACUGUGCCGGACAGACAUUUGCUACAUCACUAUAUGACCCUGGUUCCGGACGGCGUCUUUGGCGUCGCGUCCAAAGAGCUCGCGCACAUGAUCAGAGAGGUUGUCAUUAGAGACAUCAGUACCAAGCCCUGUACUCUGGCCAUGAUCUUGUUCUCGGCAGAAAGCGGCGACCUGAGCUUCCAGCCAACCGAUUGGGAUCGCAGACAGUCAAUCUUGAAACGACGUGGAUAUAUCUAUACAUUGAUUCGCCAGUUCCUGGCGGGGGUAGAUGCGACGGGUAUAGGUCUCAACGCCUUCACAUUAUCACUCGCAACUAUGGCGGCGGCUGAGAAGCGUCUUGGGAAUGUGGGUAUAUCCGAGAUUCAUAUGCGUGCGGUCAAGAAAAUCAUCGACAUGCAUGGCGGACUCCACAAGAUCCGUGAAAUUGAUUCGGCUCGAGCCAUCAUGUUGGUCAACAUACUCAUAGAAAUUGGGACCCCUGAUUUUCAGAACCAGCAUAUAAUGCCCCAGACCUUGACCUGGCUUAAACAAAAGUUGCGCGCAUUCCAAGCCUGGAAUUAUUGGCUCAGGCUGUGCGACAUCUCGACUGCUGCACUGCCUGGUGACAUUGAACCACUAUCAACCGAAGCACACCGAUGCCACGCCCGACACAUGCAGCAAUGGGCGUCUUUUUUCGACACCCCCGCGUUAUCCCACUACAUCACACCGCCACCUGGUUCCUUGACCACGGAGCAGUACCGCUCAUACCUCGCCACCCUCUUCAUCAUCAACACUGCCUUCUGGGCCUUCCGCGACAGCUCUGCAACGAGUGCCGUUUACCUACGAGACAUAGCCACCGCAGCGGCAAAUAAUCAAAGGAGAGAAUCGGUCCUGCGUUGCUUUGGCACCAACUGUGCGACAGUGACGUUGCUGAUUAUGAUGACUCAUCACGCUGCCAACGUCCAAGGGCCAGACCAGACCACCGCGGAUGUCUUCGCCGUCGAAGAGAUUGUGGACUUUGUCGACCUCAUGAUGAGGGCAUCGCCUAGGUCGAGAGAUCUCGUCCUUCGUGCCCUGAGGUCGUAUCUGUGUGAAACCGAGUUUACCGGUCUGACAUAUCUGAGCAAUGCAACGAUGGAUGCACUAAUGAAUGAAAUUCGUGUGACUGCUAACCAAGAGCCAUAGAAGAAAGAUGACAUUCCUUGGAAAGACUUAAGGUGGGUGAGGAUCGAGUUGAC